Molecule: messenger RNA, 560 nt
Organism: Papilio polytes (common Mormon)
Lineage: Eukaryota; Metazoa; Arthropoda; Insecta; Lepidoptera; Papilionidae
Product: glutathione S-transferase 2-like
Exons: 4
Coding region: 69-560 (163 amino acids)
Biological process (GO): glutathione metabolic process
Molecular function (GO): glutathione transferase activity
Source: RefSeq, a predicted model, not a curated record
CGCAUCAUUACAAUCGUGUGUCUGCUGGUUGGAUUGUGAAUUUUAUUUUUAUCCUAUAAAAUAGUAUCAUGGACAACGUGAAGCUUACAUACUUCGCCAUGAAGGGAACGGGUGAGGGUAUCCGACUUCUACUGGCUUACGGGGGACAGGAAUUCGAAGACAUCCAGAUAAAAUUAGAAGAAUGGAUGGAUUUUAAGCCAAAAACACCUCACGGUACACUACCAUUAUUCGAGUUCAAUGGCAAAUUGCACACUCAGAGCACCGCUAUAGCUCGUUUCCUUGGUCAUCGGUACGGACUUGCUGGAGACAACCUCGAAGAAGAUCUCCUCAUCGAUCAGAACUUUGACUUCUUCCUUGAUGUUCGCAUGAGACGUUCGGAAACACAGCAAUCUAAAUCCACUCAAGGGAAAUUACAAGAAUCUGAACAUCAUUUUGAAAAGAGAUCAGCGGAUUAUGAUGAAGAUGAUUUCGCUGAUGGUUUCGUUCAAGCACAACGGCCGUAUGAAAAUUCCUUCGAUAGACCGCACAGAAUCCGAGUGCUGCCAGGAUUUCUUCAUUGA